UAUAUGUUAUUAAAGAUAAUUUGUUUUCAAUGUUUUCUAUAGUAACCAUAUUCAAGACAGAUUCUAUAACCACCCACAAAAAACGAUGAUUUUCAUUAUGAUAUUCUAGUUUUUUAUUAUGUUUUUUCUCAUUCUGGGAAAUAAAAUGAGAUGUAGGUACAUAUUUAUUUUUUUGUAUUGGAAUACCAGGAAAAUGUUUGAGAGUCGUUGUCAUGACACUAGUGGUAGCUCAUCGUUAUCUUUAUCUUUUCAUGUUCACAUGGGCCGUUCAUUGUUUUCUUUUUCUUUUUUCGCUUGUUCACUUCUCCCUUCCCUGUUCUAGAAUUAAUCAUCUUCCAUAAUCACUUACAAACCAUAAGGCUCACAUAAUCAUUUACGAAUAACGAGAGUUCAAAAAAUAUAUUAGUCGACAGAUUAAUAAGAGAACACUAUCAAAACUCAAUUAUGGAAGCCCUUCCAUUGAAAACUUACCACUUCAAGAAAAGAAGAAGAAGGAAAAUCAAGAUAUUCGAUGAUUCAAACAUCGAAAUCAAACUCUUAGACGACCAUUAUCAUUCAGUUGUUAAUGAGUGACCGUUCAAGAUUGUACAUCAAUCGAGAUACCUAUGUUAGUGAUCAAGUGAUUUUAGUGCUAUAAUAUUUUGAUAUCUUAAAAUAUCAUGGAUCUAGUCCUGAAAUUUUUAUUUGAGAGACUUUUAUAAAAUAUUAAUUUUUACUUUAUAUUUUGAUACUAUUCAUUUAGUGUGAAAAACUUGUGAUUCUCAAGAAAAUAUUGUUUUUAUUCGACAGUGAAAUCGAUCAAAUAUGACUAUUUAUAACCUAGAAGAAGUGUGCAACAAUGUUGGAGACAUGCCUAUCCAGAGUAUCUACUGGACCAACAACAAACUGGUUGAAAACUACAACAGACUGAAAAAUGCUGAAAAGAACAAUGGUAAAAAUAUACAGAGAAUAGACAACACCGACAAUGAGAAGACGAAAAUCGCACAAUGUGAAUCGACCAGUGAUAGUGGAAGUGAUAACGAGGACGAAAACGUGUCAUCUUUACCACCGGGAGUAACUCAAGAAGAUGUGGAUCUUUUCAAAAGAGCCCAAGAGAUAGCUAGAACGAAAACGACAUCUAAAGAAGAUUUAAAUACACUGGUUCCAAACUCUAUGUGUAUAGGUGCCCUGGAAAGAAGGCCUGCUGCUAUCGAGUUUGGAAAAUAUGAAAUUACGACCUGGUACUCCAGCCCUUUUCCUGAAGAAUACCUAUUUUCGCCGAAACUAUUCAUGUGCGAGUUUUGUUUGAAAUUCACAAAGACCAAAGCAAUCCUAGAACGCCAUCAGAGCAAGUGCCAUUGGAGAUGUCCCCCAGGUAACGAGAUCUACCGUCGAGAGAAUUUGUCAGUAUUUGAAGUAGACGGCAAUCUCAACAGAAUAUACUGUCAGAAUCUGUGCCUGUUGGCGAAACUCUUCCUGGACCACAAAACUCUCUUCUACGACGUUCAGCCUUUCCUGUUCUAUGUUUUGACCAAAAACGAUGAGACAGGUUGUCACUUUGCCGGAUACUUUUCCAAGCAGAAGCAUAACCCACAAGACAACCUGUCUUGUAUUAUGACGAUGCCACAGUAUCAGAGACAAGGAUUCGGGAGAUUUCUAAUGGAAUUCAGUUACCUUUUAUCUAGGAGAGAAGGUAAGCUGGGUACUCCGGAGCAACCAUUUUCAGACUUGGGGCGUAUAUCUUACCAUGCUUAUUGGAAAUCUGUUGUACUCGGAUAUCUAGAUAAGCACAGGGAAGAUGAGCUAACUAUCGAGGACAUCAGUAAGGACACGGGCAUUGGUGGCCAAGAUAUUGCCACAGCUCUGCAUCUACUUGGUUCCGCCAGAUCUGGAAUUACUGAUGAAAAAAAGGUAGUUCUAGCAGUAGACGGGAAAAAGGUAGAUGCAGACGCUGAAAAAAUGAGAACCAAUAAAAGGAAGAUAUUGAUCGACCCGGAACGUCUGAAAUGGGCUCCAUAUGUAGGAUCUCUCUUGAAAGAUAAAAGGUCGGAUGCCGAAGAAGAUAUUCAAAAUGAUCUCCAUUGCCAACCUGAGAAGUUGAAGAGAGGUAGAAAAAGGAAGAGGUCCAAAGAUUCUCAAUCAGUAGAACCUGAGAAAUCGUCCGUCAAGUUGAAGAGAGGAAGAAAAAGGAAGAUUUCGUACCCUCUUCAAACUCAAGAACUGAAAAAAAGGAGAUCUCAAAACAAUUCUCUCAGAUGAAGCGGUUGAAUUGCCUGGAGGGAUGAUAAAAAUGACCUCAUCAGGAAG
Harmonia axyridis is the source of this 2286-nucleotide messenger RNA. Its product is annotated as histone acetyltransferase KAT6B-like. The record is from RefSeq and is a predicted model, not a curated record. NCBI's taxonomy places the organism in Eukaryota, Metazoa, Arthropoda, Insecta, Coleoptera, Coccinellidae. Gene Ontology annotation, cellular component: MOZ/MORF histone acetyltransferase complex. Gene Ontology annotation, biological process: regulation of DNA-templated transcription. Gene Ontology annotation, molecular function: histone acetyltransferase activity.